UGACGAGCAUCUGAUUCUUUCUUCCAUUAUCUAAUCAGCCAUGGAUUCAUUCAAAGGGCAAGGGGGCAUUCAGAUGUUGCUAACUGCAGAGCAAGAUGCACAGCACGUAGUUACAAGUGCUAGAAACAUGAAGAUGGCCAGGCUAAAGCAAGCCAAAGAAGAGGCCGAAAAAGAGGUUGCCCUUUACCGCUCCCAAAUGGAAACCGAAUAUCAAAACAAAAUAUCGGAGUCAACCGGAAGCUCUGGAAAUACAGUGAAGAAACUUGAAGAGGAAACCGAUAGGAAGAUUAAGGCUUUGACGAAAUCAACCACGAUGGUAUCAAAAGAAGUAGUUGACAUGCUCAUUGAACACAUUACAAGUGUGAAGAUUUGA
Molecule: messenger RNA, 373 nt
Organism: Hibiscus syriacus
Lineage: Eukaryota; Viridiplantae; Streptophyta; Magnoliopsida; Malvales; Malvaceae
Product: V-type proton ATPase subunit G1-like
Exons: 4
Coding region: 41-373 (110 amino acids)
Biological process (GO): proton transmembrane transport
Cellular component (GO): vacuolar proton-transporting V-type ATPase complex
Molecular function (GO): proton-transporting ATPase activity, rotational mechanism
Source: RefSeq, a predicted model, not a curated record